This is a messenger RNA of Vanrija pseudolonga, 3903 nucleotides long. It is a transcript of the gene ksp1, whose product is annotated as Serine/threonine-protein kinase ksp1. Gene Ontology annotation, biological process: intracellular signal transduction; protein phosphorylation. Bases 34 to 3903 code for a protein of 1289 amino acids. Gene Ontology annotation, cellular component: cytoplasm. The transcript has 2 exons. Gene Ontology annotation, molecular function: ATP binding; protein serine/threonine kinase activity. The record is from RefSeq and is a predicted model, not a curated record. Lineage: Eukaryota; Fungi; Basidiomycota; Tremellomycetes; Trichosporonales; Trichosporonaceae.
CCCCACCCCAGUCCCCUCCCUACUGCCAUCUCAAUGAGUGGACAUGAAUCGGCGCCCCGCAGUCCGGCCGCCGUCUCCCCGCCGCACAUGUUUGGCAUCUUAGAUCGCUCUCCAUCGCCCCGAGCGCGUGUCUCGACGCCAAGUCGCCUGCCAAGCAUCACACACCACCAGCCGCUCGAGUUUGACGACAUGGGCGGCCCAAGUCGUGUUACGCCAAAGGCAGCAGUGUUCGGCUUCUCACCCCCAAAGGUCGGAGGUACGCUACCUCCACCUGGCUUGGGAACAUCGCCCGUCGCCGCGUCGAUCCUCUUGACAAAGGCGGGGGCAGCACGGCCAAUCCUCAGCCCCCAGCUCGUCUCGUCGCCCACCGCAGACAGCCACUUUCCCUUCUUCCCAGAUCCUUCAGCUGGAAGCCCAAGACCCACGGCGGUCUUACCUUCCUCGCCCCGCGGCCCAGCAGGCGAGUUUCCCCCACGCUCGCGCCGCAACUCGGCGGCUAUCGUCAGCAUCUCCCUGUCGUCGCGCAGCCGCUCAAGAACGCCGCGUGGAAGCGCGUCAGUCCUCCCUGCACGGUCUGGAUCGGGCACGCCAAGUAAAGCCCCAACACCAAGGGCCGAAGUCCCACCAUCACUCCUCACAACCGGCAGCGGCGGAGCAGAAGCGUGGGCACCUGGCGUGGAAGACAUGGACGAAUGGAACCUCGCCGGCGGUGUGCUCCUCGACAACGAUGACGCCGACGAACGGGCAGAAUCCAUGUCAUUUGACGACGAAGAGUACCCGAACGGCCGCAGCUGGACCCAGGAGUCGGAGGCGUCUCAUGCAGCCGACGUCCUCACGCCGGGCAUGAUUUUCGGCGAGGGCCUGCAAUUCGAGGGCGACGUGAUUGAAGCCGCAGUCGGGCGCGUGCAAGUUGGCGAGUCGACUAUUGAACACGGCCUUCCUCUGCGUCGCGACGGCAGUUCGAUGGGCGCACCCCGCGCCGCAGGAGGCACCACCCCGCGCGUCAAGAAGACUUAUGAGGUUAUCAGGCAGCUCGGAUCGGGCUCGUACGCCGUCGUGUACCUCGUGCGGGAACGUGGAGGCCGCAAGCGCGAGUACGCCCUCAAGUGCUUGAGUAAACACGACCUGGAAGAGGAGCAGUUGGAAACCCAGCUCUUUGAAGCCACCAUCCACCUCUCGCUCCCCAUCCACAAGAACCUUGUGACCCUUCACGACACGCUCCAGACGCGCAACUGGCUCUUCCUCCUCCUCGAGCUGUGCCCGGGUGAAGACUUGUUCUACUGGCUGGAGCGCUCGCGUGACGCCUCGCCUCCGACUACUACGACCAAGCUGCCCAACAACAUUCGCGGGGCCAUGGACAUCACGUCGUCGUCGCUGCUGUCCUCGUCGUCGAUCCCGUUCUCAUCUUCCCAGCUCUUCUCAAACUUCCCGUCGUCAUUUACAAACUCGCCGAGCACGUUCUCUGGCAACGGGUUUGGCUCGGGAAGCUUCAACGCUUCUCCUGCUUCUCUCCUGUUUGCACACCACAAUGGAUCGUCGCAUCUGCAAUCCUCUGUCAAUUCACACGCCGCAACGCCCCCAACUCCUUCACUCCUUUCGGCGUUCUCUGCCAACACUCUCCUUACCCAGCGCCGUCUGCGCCUCAUCGCGUCCAUGUUCUCGCAAAUGUGCGACGCCGUUGCAGUAUGCCACGACGCAGGCGUGUCACACCGCGACAUCAAGCCCGAGAACUUUAUCUGCUGUGACUCUGUCGAGCUCGAGGCCGAAGUGGACAACCGCAUGCUCAGCGCCGACGGCGGCCCAUCACCAGAUUUCGGCCCGCAGGCGAAGCGCAAGGUUGUCGUCAAGCUCACCGACUUUGGCCUCGCCACGACCGAAGAGGAGUCGGGCGACGUCGAGUGCGGCUCCAAGCCCUACAUGUCUUACGAGUGCAGGAACAACCUUGGCCCGACAUAUCGCCCUGCUCCUGCCGACGUUUGGUCGCUCGGCAUCGUCCUCAUCAACAUGCUCUUCCACCGCAACCCAUGGAAGGACCCCACCGAAGGCGACCCAAACUUUGACACCUUCCUCGUCAACCCCACGCAGUUCUUCACCACCAAGUUCACUGGCAUCGGCAAGGAAGUUGCCACUUAUAUCGCCGAGCACGUUCUUUGUGUCGAGGUCGAGGACCGUGUUAGUGCUCGCGAGCUCGGCCAGUGGAUCAAGUCGCUGCCUGAGAUGAUUGCAGGCAGGCGCGCUCUCCAUGCCCUCAAGAUGGCCCGCCUCGACACACGCGCCAAGCAGACUGCCGCCGACAAGGGCCUGUUUGUCAAGUCGCCUGUUGCCCAGGCCAACAGCAACCUUGUCCCGAAGAGCGCUUUGGCAUCUGCCCUCUCGUCCGCCGCUCCAGUGCCAAUCCCGAACGCAGAGACUCCGAGAAUGCCCGCGAGCGAGCAAGUCCCGUCAUUGUCAUCACUUCCUCCCCCCUCGGAACUUGCGCAUGCUAUCGGUGGACUCUCGCAGCCAGCUCCUACGCCAGAUCUGGACCGCGACGAGAUCCGCUCGGCCACUACCAUUGACGACCACCCAACGCCGACGGAUAUGAGCACGCUCGUGUCUCCCGAGCCGACUGAGAGCGGCGAGAAUGACGACAGCGAACACAGAGGCGAUAGCGACGAGCGUGAAGCGGACGCAGACAAGAGGCACGAGGGCGACGAGCGCUCCCUCUCGACUCACAAGCGCCGCAAGCGUGGUGUUCGAAAGGGCAAGGCUGCGCAGGCCGCGCUCGCAGCCCAAGCCAGUGGCCAGUCACAGGAUGAGCGCGACGCCUUCCUCUCGGAACUCGUCGCUGCGUCCGAGGAGCUGGCUCGCGACUUGUCCAAGAAGACGUCCGGUUCAUUCAUGCAGGAGGAGUUCCCUCCGCUUGGUACCUCGCCUGCCCAGGCAGCGGCGGCGCGCAAGUCCAAGUGGAAGGACUUCUUAGCCAUGUCCAAGGGCAACCCCCAACUCGAGGCUCUCGCCCGUCGUGUCGCCGAGCGCGACGUUGGAGGGUGGUCCGCCCCCGCAAAGCUCCAGCAGGGUGUCAACCCCCAGCUCUCGCGCGUCGUCUACAACAAGCAGACUGCAACCUCGUCUGGAUUCUCAAGCCAGCUGUCUUCUGUUGCGACGGCCUCGUCCAGCCAGACGAGCUCGUCCAACGGCGGACCCGAGGACGACGACUGGCGCCGCCGCCCCGCCCGUAUCAACGAGGACCCCGAGCGAGAGGCCAGGGCCGAGAAGGCGGCUCAUUCUCGCCCCACGGGCUCGCGCCGUGCCACCGAAGACUCGUCAUCGCGCUCGCGCCAGGCAGCGCUUGCUGCUGCCGCCAUUGCUGGCGGUAUGGAGGGCCCCAUGGGCUCGUUUGGCAAGCCCUCUCAACUUGGUGGCCGCCCCGCCGGCGUCCCGGCUCAGCUCGGUGCCCGGCCUGCCAACAUUCCUGCACGCCCCGGUCGCUCAUCCCACGCCCACGGCAAGCUCAGCUCGCACCGAGACCUUUCGGAUGAGCGCUGGACUCCGCCAACGUCGUCGGUGCCGGUCUCGAUCGGCGUCACCGUCACCAAGGACGCCGCCAAGCCCAUUCUUCGCGAAGUGCCGAGCCACAACACGUCCAAGCUCAACUCGCCUGCGUCCAAGACCCUGACCAUGUCGAACCCCGUCCCAAUUCCAUCCCCAACCUCGCCAAUCGACCAUCCGUCGCCGAACGGCCUCGGGAAGAGCACGCUCCCGCAGGCGUCGUCCGUUGCGAGCCUCGACACCAUCACGGCCUCGAGUCCCAUCACUGCCCACCACCCGAAUGAGUCGCCCAACAAGCCCAAGCUCAAGGGCCAAAUUCAGAGUCUGGCCAAGAUGCUGGGCGGCCUCAAGACCGGCAAGGGCAAGGACUAA